Molecule: messenger RNA, 360 nt
Organism: Bipolaris maydis ATCC 48331
Lineage: Eukaryota; Fungi; Ascomycota; Dothideomycetes; Pleosporales; Pleosporaceae
Source: RefSeq, a predicted model, not a curated record
AUGAAGAAUAAAAUCCACACCUCUGUGACGGAACUCCUUAGGCGCGGGGACCGUUCAACCAGACCGGAUGAUUGGCCGGCCCCAGUACACAGGGAGUCCGGCCAUGAAGAGAUGGACGUUACAUCAUUCCUCGUCCGGCCCAAGAAUGCCUACAAAUUGCAUGACAGUAAUCUGCGAGAUCUCCUUGUUCUUAGUCGCUCUUCUGGCUACCAAGAGAACUCUGAUGGUACUUGGACCGUCAAACAUGGAUCCGAAGAGGACAAGAACGUCACUAUACGGUAUAUCACUACACCUCGGUCAAAGGAUGCCUGGCGUAGAAGUGUAACAGUCUACGAUGGCGUGAAGGUUGUGCUAGGCUAA